AUGGCUGAAUCUGUGACAGAAAUACCUAUAAACAUCGAAGAAACUGUAAAAGAAGUUGUACAAAAUGUCACAGAAAAACCCCCAACAAGUAUCGAAGGAGUCGCAAUCGCGUACUUAAGUUUAGUGAUAAUGGCUAUUUUACCUAUAUUUUUCGGAUCAUUUCGGUCUGUUAAAUAUUUAAAGGAACAGAAGGAGUCAGGUGAAAGGCCUGAAACAAUGUCAAAUAAAGAUGCCUUAAUGUUCCCCCUGAUAGCAUCCUGCGCCUUAUUUGCUCUCUACAUAUUCUUCCAAUUCUUUUCUAAGGAGUAUAUAAAUCUUCUUCUUACUGGAUACUUUUUCUUCCUUGGAGUCUUAGCGUUGAGCCAUCUCUUAAGUCCAAUAAUCUCACUCAUAGUACCGGCGUCAGUCCCCAACGUCCCUUACCACAUCUUGUUCACACGCGGGGAGCGCGAUGGUCGGUCAGACAUCGUCAACUACAAGUUCACUUCCUACGACGUCAUCUGCCUCAUCAUAUCGUUGAUCAUGGGAGCCUGGUACUUGUUGAAGAAGCACUGGAUCGCCAACAAUCUCUUUGGAAUCGCCUUCGCAAUCAACGGCGUAGAACUUCUGCAUUUGAACAACGUAGUGACUGGAUGUAUCUUGCUCUGUGGCCUCUUCCUUUACGACAUAUUCUGGGUUUUCGGCACCAAUGUUAUGGUCACAGUUGCGAAGUCCUUCGAAGCCCCUAUUAAAUUGGUAUUUCCCCAAGAUUUACUCAUAAAUGGAUUCAACGCAAACAACUUUGCUAUGCUCGGUCUCGGAGACAUAGUUGUUCCUGGUAUCUUCAUCGCAUUACUCCUGCGUUUCGACAAGAGCCUGAAGCGUGGUUCGGAGUUCUACUUCAGGGCCACCUUCUCAGCGUACAUCCUGGGUCUCCUCGCAACGAUCCUGGUGAUGCACGUGUUCAAACAUGCCCAGCCUGCGCUGUUGUACUUGGUUCCGGCAUGUCUGGGGACUCCCCUCACACUCGCCUUACUGAGAGGCGAUAUCAAUGCUUUAUUUAACUAUGAGGACCAGCCCGCUAUAGUGGAGGCUGCGGACAGUAAAGCGAAGAAAUCAGAA
Messenger RNA from Brenthis ino (lesser marbled fritillary), 1101 nucleotides. NCBI's taxonomy places the organism in Eukaryota, Metazoa, Arthropoda, Insecta, Lepidoptera, Nymphalidae. The record is from the annotation of a GenBank genome assembly.